This is a messenger RNA of Brienomyrus brachyistius, 1962 nucleotides long. RefSeq lists its product as uncharacterized. Lineage: Eukaryota; Metazoa; Chordata; Actinopteri; Osteoglossiformes; Mormyridae. Gene Ontology annotation, biological process: nucleus organization. Gene Ontology annotation, cellular component: nucleus. The record is from RefSeq and is a predicted model, not a curated record. The coding region runs from base 1 to 780 and encodes 259 amino acids. The transcript is spliced from 2 exons.
AUGGCAGGGGUUCCAAAUCGAGCACUGAGUCAAAACAGACAAGUUCCAGGUCUCAAGUCAAAGGAGUCUAACAUCAAGUCAAGGGAAUCUAACAUCGAGUCAAGGGAAUCUAACAUCAAGUCAAGGAAGUCUAACAUCAAGUCAAGGGAAUCUAACAUCAAGUCAAGGGAGUCUAACAUCAAGUCAAAGGAGUCUAACAUCAAGUCAAGGGAAUCUAACAUCAAGUCAAGGGAGUCUAACAUCAAGUCAAGGGAAUCUAACAUCAAGUCAAGGGAGUCUAACAUCAAGUCAAGGGAGUCUAACAUCAAGACAAAGGAGUCUAACAUCAAGUCAAGGGAAUCUAAAAUCAAGUCAAGGGAGUCUAACUUCAAGUCAAGGGAGUCUAACAUCAAGUCAAGGGAAUCUAAAAUCAAGUCAAGGGAGUCUAACAUCAAGUCAAAGGAGUCUAACAUCAAGUCAAGGGAAUCUAAAAUCAAGUCAAGGGAGUCUAACAUCAAGUCAAGGGAGUCUAACAUCAAGUCAAGGGAAUCUAAAAUCAAGUCAAGGGAGUCUAACAUCAAGUCAAAGGAGUCUAACAUCGAGUCAAGGGAGUCUAACAUCGAGUCAAGGGAGUCUACCAUCAAGUCAAGGGAGUCUAACAUCAAGUCAAGGGAGUCUAACAUCAAGUCAAAGGAGUCUAACAUCGAGUCAAGGGAGUCUAACAUCGAGUCAAGGGAGUCUAACAUCGAGUCAAGUGCCGAGUCAACAAGCCAAAGUCUGAAGUCAAGUCUCAAGUCCUAAAUAAGUCCCUAUAUAACCCUUUCUUAUAAUUUAAUUCCACAAAAGUAUUAUAUUACAGUCUUGUAAUCUAUUAUAACUGCUUGCCCAUUUAAUAAAGUAUUAGGGGGGUGUACUCAGUGAAUAUCCACCUGUAAAACUGGGCAAUCAAUUGCUCUGUGGAAGGUGCAAUGUGAACCAAACCCGGUCUCUGGUUUAACAUAUUUUUAUUGAAAAGUAAGGGCUUAGUAUGACCUGGUCUGGCUCCAAGACUGCAGAAAAAUUCUUUACAGUUAGCUCAUGGAAUGUGGAACAGAGUGUUAAUGUCAACUCUGCCGUCAAAUACUUCGAGAUUUGAAUGCAUGUUUUUCUUUAUUCCGUUUUUAUUUGUUUGCUUGUUUAUUUAUUUGUUAUUUUAAAAGCCUCCCUCUGUCCUAAACUCCAUGGCCAGACCUGAGAGACAAAGGGAACAUUGUGUGAUGUAGACAGCAGACCCCACCCCCCUACAUGUAAAAGUAUUAGGUUACUCAUGGAAAUGGCAUAAGGGUCUCAUGCAAGCACUGAAGACAUCGCACAUCUCAGUUAUUGGUUCCCUUUCCUGUUGUUCCAGUGCUUGAAAUUAUGAUGUAUUACGGGACAUUUCUCAUAGGGUGUGACUCCCUGUCCCACAAUGACACCAUGUUUCCUCGCCCUGGGAAUGUGGACGAUGUCUUCAACUGCCUCCAAGAUGUUCAUGCGAUAUCUCUCCCUGGGGAUCUGCACUCCUAAUGUUUGAUUUAGGGGACAAGUUGGGCCUUGAAGUUCUGUCCUUGAAUGCAGUCGCACGAAUCACAUAUAUUCAUUAACUAAGCAGCCGAACAUCUCAUAAGCAUUUCUGAAUGGAAAGAUAGAAGAACUAUGAUUAUUAGAGCAUUAGCAUGAAAAAUGAGCGACUGGUCAUGUGUUCUGUCAUCCUCCAAUUAUUCUUGGUUUGAGUAAAUGCAUAUCAACCCCCCCCAAAGAAAUUCAUGGAUAUUCCCUUAUGCUGGCGAUUAGCUGUAUUUCUUUGGUUUUAUGUCUUAAGUUCAUGUUUUAAUAACUUGUUUACAUGCCUUAUGUAUUUAUAUUCUAUUAUUGCAUUUUCUUUUGCACUUGAUUAACAAGCUCGACAUUUCCUCCCAGUGUAUGACCAGUAUAUUGCACAGCUGAAGGUGACAGUAUAGAUAC